AUGGUUGAAGAUCACUUGUAUUUCAUUACUGUGGCAGAUAACCUCCGUCAUUUCCCUGUGGUUACGUUGAUAGCCAAGCUGCUCUCCCCGUUUCUGAACGGAAUCCGAAGAAAGCACACUGGAUACACAAGAGAUAAGGUGGCUCGUCGCAUUGGUUCAUCCUUGGCCCGCAAGGACUUCAUGGCGAAUCUCAUUGGGAAGGUAGAGUCCAAUGAAAUGGAUCUGGAAGAGCUCACUGCCCACGCAUCUACCCUAGUAAUCGCCGGUGGAGAGACAGUGGCCACCUUUCUCGCUGCAGCCACAUUCUAUCUCCUUCGAAACGAUGCCGUGUACUAG
This is a messenger RNA of Aspergillus alliaceus, 336 nucleotides long. RefSeq lists its product as uncharacterized. Bases 1 to 336 code for a protein of 111 amino acids. NCBI's taxonomy places the organism in Eukaryota, Fungi, Ascomycota, Eurotiomycetes, Eurotiales, Aspergillaceae. The record is from RefSeq and is a predicted model, not a curated record. Gene Ontology annotation, molecular function: oxidoreductase activity, acting on paired donors, with incorporation or reduction of molecular oxygen; heme binding; iron ion binding. The transcript has 3 exons.